Molecule: messenger RNA, 1431 nt
Organism: Emiliania huxleyi CCMP1516
Lineage: Eukaryota; Haptophyta; Isochrysidales; Noelaerhabdaceae
Exons: 5
Coding region: 117-800 (227 amino acids)
Source: RefSeq, a predicted model, not a curated record
CUCGUCGCUCUGUCGACGUCUGCCCUGCCGGCAGAAACCGUCGACGACAUCAACCCAGCCGCUCGCGGCCUCGCCUUACCGCCUGCCUACUCCCGCUCGCAGGUACAGCCGCUACCAUGGAGGAGGCCGCGAGACGCGUCCGCUGCUGCAUCAUGUUCUUCCUGCUCGCCCUCGCGGGCGCCCACGCCGCAGCAAAGGGGCAAUUUCCCGAGUGGCGCUUUCAGGGACGUGAUGUGGUGGUGAAGAUCCCAAGAGAUUCGUUCCACGAGCCUCAAUCGGCCGCGUGCGAAGCCGCUGCCGCUGCUGCCGCCGCUAAGAACUCCUCUCCCGCACCGGUCCUCAUCAUCGACGCGCCAUCGUGGUUUUGCACGUCCGAUUCUGUCGGCAAUCAUUUGCCACUAUACUUCACCCUUCGAGCCUUGGCCUUGCUGCAUGGCAUCGGAUUCCAGAUGCAGCCGACCCGAGCGCUAUUCGGUUGCAAUAAGGGGGUGUUGGCAAGCAACGGCUCAAAGACGCAGAAGUACACGUAUGACCUCGAUGAUGCCGUCAUCCACUUUCGCUGUGGGGACAUUAUGGAAAUGGAUGCGUCACGGGGCCCGCUCAAUUCUGGGUUUGUGCCAUUGAGUGUGCUUCUUCGCUACCUGCGCCCACUUGCCCCGCGUUCGGUGGGCAUUGUCACAACACCGCUCGUUGAGAAGUGCAGCAGCAAACUCGAGACCCGAGCCAUGGACUGCAAGCACGGCAAGCAGUGCCACGACAUCCUUGAAGAAGAUGCACGGCCCAAGGGUCAGAAUCCAUGACAAGGACACGACGGUGGGGGCGAUGUCGCGCAUCGCCCUCGCUCAACUCUCCAUCUGCCCACCUAGCACCUUUUGUGUAUGGCCGGCUCUUGGGGCAGUGGAGGGGGUGCUCACUGGCGUUGGGGGUGGGCACAGUAUUGCACUUGAGCCAGGCAAGCGGGCCGCCGCUGCACUUGGAGAAGGGCAUCUGCAUGUGCACGCACUCCACGGUUCAAACGCCAGUAUAUUGUCAAUCAAGCGCAUCAAAGAGGCACAAAUGUCGCCACAGCAAAUUGGACAAUUCCUGGUUGAGCACUAGUAGUAUGUUGUUGACACGGUGGCGGUGGCUCUACCCGGCUCCGGGGAGCAUCGUGAGGUCAGCUUGCGCCUCGUUCUAACAGGCAUGGGAGCCGUGCCUUGCGAUGCGGGACCGCUCCGGCGGUGGUGGCAGCUCCUCCGCCGCCGCAUCGCGGUGGCGCGCCUCGUGCGGCGGCGCCCCGCCGAGCCGCAGCAAAUAGUGCCACUUUCGUAGAAUAGUGCUUGCGUGUUGGCUGUUGCGUCGUUAAGUGGCGAGACCUCGGCACCUCGCGCGAGCGUGCGCGCGCCGCAGGAGAGCGGUGGCCGGUGGGGGCCGGAUACUCUUACAUGCUAU